Paramecium sonneborni is the source of this 1618-nucleotide messenger RNA. Lineage: Eukaryota; Ciliophora; Oligohymenophorea; Peniculida; Parameciidae. The record is from the annotation of a GenBank genome assembly.
AUGAUUAAAAACAAUAUUCGACCAAGAGCUUCAAGUGAAAGACUUGAUAAAUUAGCUGCUUUAGAAAAUCAAACCAGCCUCGAUUGGAUAAUAAAAAAUUCUUCGAUGUUGGAAUUAAAAUCUAAUAUUAAAAUGAUUCCUAAAGAUUCUUUGUCAAUUAAUAUUCAUGUUCCAGAGCAUGAAGGAAUAGCAACAAUAUGGGGAGAUAAAUGGUUUGGAUAAAAAAAGAUUUCUUAGUUCAGAGGUUUAUUAUUUUAUGACAAUUAAUUUUGUCUUGUUUUAAACGAUUGUUUUAUUGAGAAGAAGAAAUAUUAAUCAUCCCAAUUUAGAGCAUAUUUUUUGAAACUUAUUAAUUAAAGUGGAUAAUUAGUGUUGAUAUUUUCUCAUCCAUUAUCUCUAAAAUAGUGGAAUAAUUGUAUAAAGAAAUUUUGCAAAAGAAAUAAUUUUUAUAAGAAAUACAAAGUAGUAGAAUUGACAUGUUAAAAUUUUUAUUAAAUUUAACAUAAAAAACAAAAAUCAUUAUUUACCUCAUAAGUGAUUAAUUUAGCAACUAUUCAAAAUUAUGACUAGGCAGAAUUACUUGACAAUUAUUUAAAAAUCUUAAGAAAUUCCUCUAUUAUUAAUUACAUAGAAACUAUUGGUGUUUUUGAAGAGAAAUAAAUGUUAUUUAUAGUUUGUAAAUAUUUUAAGGGAAAUUCUCUAGAUUAAUUUUAUAAUUAAUCAAAAAAAAAUUUUUUAACCUAAUAAUAAAUAGCAACAAUCUGUAAUUCUAUAUUACUCUCACUUAAAUCUCUAUCAGAUGAAGAAUUAUUUCAUGGGAAAAUAUCAUUUGAAAAUAUAGUUUGUUAUAGCAAUAUAAAUAUUUAAUUUGGAGCGUAUUUGAUUAAUUCCAAUUAUAAAGUAAAUAAAAUUAUCACUUUAGUUUUACGAUUCAAAAACAAUUUCUAAGUAUAUUCAAUCUACACCAAAUUAUUUGAUAGCGCCUGAAAUUAAUAAUGGAAUAAAUCCAUCAACUUAAACAGAUAUUUAUUAAUUAGGAAUAAUUUUAGGUUUAAUAACAUUUUUUAAUUAUAAUUAAACAUUCAAUAUAGAUUAUUUCUAAUUUUAAACAUCAAAAUUAAUGCAACUAAUUAUUUAAUAAGAAAAAUUAAUAUUAAAAUAAAAAUAAUCUUAAGAUUAUCCACAAUUAUUUAGUAUAAAUUAAUUAGAUUUAAUAAAAAGGAUGAUUUAGCCAAAUCCUAAUCUUAGAAUAAGUAUUAAUGAUGCAUUAAAACAUGUUUGGUUAAUAAACAAUAAAGAAAAGAAAAUAUAGAAAUUAACGACUUAACAAAUGGUUUUCCCUAGUUUAAGAACAAUUAUAGAAAUAAAAGAUAGUGAAUGUGAUAUUAAGAAAACUCUCAAUAAUUUUUCUGAUGAAAAUAGUUCAUUUGUUAUACAAGGAUAAGAUCAUAAUUCUCUAUUUGUUUAAUUAAAGCAAAAUAAAAAAAUUAAUUCAGAGACAUUUGUAGAUUCUAAUGAUGAGGAUGAUAAUUUGUUGAAUGAAAAAAUUGAAAAAUUGAAUUAGUAAAAUUAUUUGGUACCCUCAUUUAAAGAUCAUUUUUGUCAUUAUCAAUCAUGA